Messenger RNA from Nicotiana tabacum (common tobacco), 1861 nucleotides. RefSeq lists its product as uncharacterized. Lineage: Eukaryota; Viridiplantae; Streptophyta; Magnoliopsida; Solanales; Solanaceae. Gene Ontology annotation, cellular component: autophagosome; phagophore. The record is from RefSeq and is a predicted model, not a curated record. Gene Ontology annotation, biological process: response to stress.
GGUGAACUCCGUCUCAACUCUCAUCUCUCUCUCUCUCUCUCAUCUCUCUCUCUGUACGUUUCAGAAUUUUCCUAUUCAAGAAAACUAUCUUACCCACUCCGUUUCUCUGUCCCACUUCGUAUUUUCUACUUUUUGUUCAGAAUCCCUUUCUUGUAAAAGCUUGAUUCUUUUUGUAUUCCGCUGAAAUAAUUGUUGGUGGCUUGCCCUUUCUGCUUCUUGCUACUACGUUGAAAUUGGUGCCUGACUUAGCUCAAGAGAAUUUUAUAAUUUUGUGGAACUCGUAAGAAAGUCCAUUGUAAUAGUGCAACAACUUGUCUGAAAUUUCUGCAGUUGGGAAGCUAUAGAACCUUGCCGAACUAACUUGAUAGAAUCCCUGGAAAGUUGACAACCUGUUCUGCAAUGGACUUGAAAGCUAUAUCAUGGGUUGGAAACAUAUACCAAAAGUUCGAAACUAUGUGUUUGGAGAUGGAAGAGGCUAUGUACCAGGACACUGUUAAAUAUGUCGAAAAUCAGGUGAACACUGUUGGUACGAAUGUCAAGAGAUUCUAUUCAGAGGUGCUGCAAGAUGUUCAACCUCAAUAUAACAUUGAUCCUGUGAAAGUCGCAGCUGCUGACUUGUCUCUGAACCCUUAUGCUCACUAUGAAAUUGACAAGAAGCUGAAAGCAAACCUUAAGAGAAGCACUAGAGGAUUCAGUAACAAAUUAAAUGAUGACACUCAAGUGAUCAAGGGGAAAAACAAAAGCGGAGGAGUCUAUAAACGUCAAAAUGGUGGAAUCAAAGAAAUUGUUAGAGACAGCUAUCCAACUAAGAAAUCUGAUGCUAUCUAUCUUGCAUCAGGGGAUGCAAUAAAAUUAUCUUCAAGUGCUGAGGUUAGAGGUGGUUUUGAAAUGGCAUCUGACCAUGUAACUCUGACUUCAGCUCUGGCCUCGGUUAAAGGAUCUGACUAUGGAGAAACGGCAAGUAAAAUUUGUGACCACACUAUAGAAACUAAUGUGCCAGCAGCUGGUACUUCAACUAAUUCUUCGGCUUCUGUCAAGACGUCAGUUGAAUCCGUUGGGAAGAAGCCAGCAGAUACAUGUACAAAGGAGUUGGCUUGUAAUACAACAACUGAAAUUAGCACUAAUGUUCGGAACAAUGAGUUAGCUACUGCGAAGAUCAAUGGGUCUCAUGAAGAAAGGUCAGAUAAUUUGUCUUCUGCUAUGUCCAAGUAUGACAUUAAUGAAUCGGAAGUGGAAUUUGUUGAGAAAUUUGACGAAUCCCAGUUGGAGGAAACAUGUGUCAUGGUUGAAGGGGACGGGAUUCAUGUUCCGAAGGGCCCAGUCAAACAGAAGUCGUACAAGAAGAAGCUUCGGGAGGCAUUCUCCACGAGAAAGAGGUUGACAAGGAAAGAGUAUGAACAACUUGGAGCACUAUAUGGAGAUCAACAGUUUAACCAAGAAGCUGAAGACAAGGUGAUGCCUGUUCUUGCCAUGAAUUCAAACACUAAGAAGUUAUCUGCUAAUGAUCAUCCUGAAUCUGAGUGGGAGAUUCUGUAGUUAUGAUGAUGUGUAAAUAGUAUUGUUGCUUUUCCAAUCACUGCAUGGCGUCCUUGAGAAACAAAUAUUGAGAGAUGAUGCACCAAUUAUUGAUAUUAUAAGCCCAUUAAUUGCUUUAUAAAAUUAUAUAAGGUAUCUAUAAUCCGUUCCUCUAGUAGUGUAACCAGUAAAUAAUGUGUAGUGGUACCUUGAAGAAACCAACCUAUAUCUGAGGUAUGGCCAUCUUGUAUCCAAUCUUGGCAACCUAUAUCUGAGGUAUGGCCAUCUUGUAUCCAAUCUUGGCAUUCUUAUAAAUUACUAAGAUGUAUGAAUACUUUUUUAAGUA